CGCGGCCCGGGAGCCGCAGUCCCCCCGGGCGGAGUUGGGGUGCAGUGCGGGAUGGCGGCGCGGGCGGGCGAGGCGCGGCGGGUGCUGGUGUACGGCGGGCGGGGCGCGCUGGGCUCCCGCUGCGUGCAGGCCUUCCGGGCGCGCAACUGGUGGGUGGCUAGCAUCGACGUGGUGGAGAAUGAAGAGGCCAGUGCAAGUGUCGUGGUGAAAAUGACCGACUCGUUCACGGAACAGGCAGACCAGGUGACAGCUGAGGUGGGCAAGCUCCUGGGAGAAGAGAAGGUGGAUGCCAUCCUGUGUGUGGCUGGAGGCUGGGCCGGCGGAAAUGCCAAGUCCAAAUCUCUCUUUAAGAACUGUGACUUGAUGUGGAAGCAGAGCAUCUGGACAUCCACCAUCUCCAGCCACUUGGCCACCAAGCAUCUCAAGGACGGAGGCCUCCUGACCUUGGCUGGAGCCAAGGCUGCCCUAGAUGGGACCCCUGGGAUGAUCGGCUACGGCAUGGCCAAGGGCGCCGUGCACCAACUGUGCCAGAGCCUGGCAGGGACCAACAGCGGGAUGCCAGCCGGCGCCGCUGCCAUAGCUCUGCUCCCAGUUACCCUGGAUACCCCCAUGAACCGAAAGUCCAUGCCUGAGGCUGACUUCAGCUCCUGGACCCCCUUGGAGUUUCUAGUGGAAACCUUCCAUGACUGGAUCACAGAGAAAAACCGGCCCAGCUCGGGAAGCCUGAUCCAGGUGGUCACCUCGGAGGGAAAGACAGAGCUGACCCCAGCAUACUUUUGAGCUCUGCAUUCUUUGAGAGUCCUGCUGGAAGAGUGACCCAUGUGGCCGCAGCUGUCCCCUUGAUUCUCAUGGCCCUGUUCUUGGUCCCAGAUUUCUCAGCUGUGUCGUGUGUGUGUGUGUGUGUGUGUGUGUGUGUGUGUGUGUGUGUGUGUGUGUGUGUAUGUGUGUGUGUGUAAUAAAAGAUGUGACAGGGGUGGCUGGAGUGAUAACACAGUGAUAGGGCAUUUGCAUGUGGCUGACCUGGUAUAAACCCCGGUUCUAUCCCCGGCAUCCCAUAUAGUUCCCUGAGCCUGCCAGGAGUGAUUUCUGAUCGCA
This is a messenger RNA of Suncus etruscus (white-toothed pygmy shrew), 1095 nucleotides long. RefSeq names its product quinoid dihydropteridine reductase (gene QDPR). Lineage: Eukaryota; Metazoa; Chordata; Mammalia; Eulipotyphla; Soricidae. The coding region runs from base 52 to 780 and encodes 242 amino acids. Gene Ontology annotation, cellular component: cytoplasm. The transcript has 7 exons. Gene Ontology annotation, molecular function: NADPH binding; NADH binding; 6,7-dihydropteridine reductase activity. The record is from RefSeq and is a predicted model, not a curated record. Gene Ontology annotation, biological process: tetrahydrobiopterin biosynthetic process; L-phenylalanine catabolic process.